AAAUCGCAGAAAGGAAUAGACCCACCGCCCAUUUGUCUUUGGGUUUUUCUCUUCAUUCCCUCUCUCGUCUCACCUUCUUCUUCUUCCCCAAGAAGCUUCCUCGAAAUUUACUACAAUAUUCGAGAUCUACAUACACAGAUUACACAUACCUUGUUUCAUUUCACCUUCGAUUCAUUUCAAUUGUAUUGAAUGGCGCAAUACAUCCAACAAUUUCUCAACAGCGUGCUGUCGCAGAGGGGGCCGGCGGCGCUGCCGUACGCCGAGGAUAUGAAGUGGCACAUCCGGCAGCACUUGUUGUACCUCACCGAAGCCUACCCUUCUCUGCAGCCUAAAACUGCUGUCUUCACGCACAACGACGGUCGCACCGUCAACCUCCUCCAGGCUGACGGCACGGUUCCGAUGUCUUUCCAAGGCGUCACCUACAACAUCCCGGUUAUUAUCUGGCUUAUGGAAUCCUACCCGCGCCACGCGCCUCUGGUUUUCGUUAACCCUACACGCGAUAUGAUCAUUAAGCGCCCCCACCCCUUCGUCUCCCCCAACGGUGUUGUUUCAAUUCCGUAUCUACAUUCAUGGGUCUUCCCUGCCUCCAAUUUGGUUGAAUUGGUGCGAAAUUUGAGUCAUUUUUUCGCCCGUGAUCCGCCGCUUUAUUCGCAGCGUAAGCCGUCAAACCCUAGCCCGAACCCUAAUCUGAAUCCCAGUUAUAGUAGUAUGAAUUCCUCUAUGGGGUCCACAGCGGCACGGCCGGCGAUACCACCAAGGGAAUAUUCCCCUGCGCCAACUCCACCACCACCGUAUGGGAGUGGGAGAAUGACCGAGGAUCCGGCUGAGGUUUUUAAGAAAAACGCGGUAAACAAGCUCGUGGACGUUGUAAAUGGUGAUAUUAGGGAGUUGAAGAAGUCGAGGGAGGAGGAAAUGGAAGGAUUAUUCGGAGCACAGGCAUCGCUGAGGAAGCGGGAGGAGGAGUUAAGAAAAGGGUUGAAGGAAAUGCAGGACGAAAAGGAAGCACUAGAGCAGCAGCUACAAAUGGUUUUAAUGAAUACCGAUGUUUUAGAGGGAUGGUUAAGGGAGAAUGAAGGGAAACUGGGGAGUAAUGAAGUUAAUUGUGUGGAUGUGGAUGAGGCAUUCGAGCCAUGUGAUGCGCUGUCAAAGCAGAUGUUGGAUUGCACUGCAUCAGAUUUGGCAGUGGAGGAUGCUAUAUAUGCAUUGGAUAAGGCUGCGCAGGAAGGAGCGAUACCAUUUGAUCAAUACUUGAGGAAUGUGAGGCUUUUGUCGAGAGAGCAGUUCUUCCAUCGUGCCACGGCUUCAAAAGUCAGGGCUGUGCAGAUGCAGGCUCAGGUUGCUAGCAUGGCUUCCAGGGCGUCAACACAAUAUGCAUUCUGAUGAGCUUGUAUCUUAUCCAUUGUGGUGCAAUCAUUUGUUUCAGGUACGAUUUGGUGAAAUGAUUGGAUAAAUACAUUUUACGCACUGUUAAUGCUGACUUCGUGUAUUCAUAUUACUGUUUUAUUCAAUUGAUUUCUUUCUGUAAGACAAGGGCCGGAGGCAAUAAAGCUCAUUGUGCAGUUUACAACACUGA
Messenger RNA from Sesamum indicum (sesame), 1573 nucleotides. Its product is annotated as protein ELC-like. NCBI's taxonomy places the organism in Eukaryota, Viridiplantae, Streptophyta, Magnoliopsida, Lamiales, Pedaliaceae. Gene Ontology annotation, biological process: protein transport; protein modification process; endosome to lysosome transport. The record is from RefSeq and is a predicted model, not a curated record. Gene Ontology annotation, molecular function: ubiquitin binding. Gene Ontology annotation, cellular component: ESCRT I complex.